Molecule: messenger RNA, 4279 nt
Organism: Lytechinus variegatus (green sea urchin)
Lineage: Eukaryota; Metazoa; Echinodermata; Echinoidea; Temnopleuroida; Toxopneustidae
Product: F-actin-capping protein subunit alpha-1-like
Exons: 8
Coding region: 217-1083 (288 amino acids)
Biological process (GO): barbed-end actin filament capping; actin cytoskeleton organization
Cellular component (GO): actin cortical patch; F-actin capping protein complex
Molecular function (GO): actin filament binding
Source: RefSeq, a predicted model, not a curated record
CGCUUUCCCAGAAUCCCAUUCGUAAGAAAGGCGUGUAACUACUGCAGCUUGUAUUUAACCAUAUCUCUGGUUAACCUACGCCAGGAUUCCCCGAGCUUUUGCAUCUCGUUGCCGGCGCGGCUAGCGCUAGUGCGGCAUAUUGUGCGCAAGCAGUGUGAUUGCAGUGCAGUACGGAGUGUUUAUGUGGGUUAUUGAAACGUCAGUGUAACCAACAAGAUGUCGGACUUUGAGCCAAUCUCAGACGCAGAAAAGGUUAAAAUUGCAUCAGAUUUCAUUACCCAUGCACCUCCAGGAGAGUUCAGUGAGGUAUUCAAUGAUGUCAGGAUUUUGAUAAAUAAUGACCAUCUUCUCAGUGAAGCAGGAGAAUCAUUUGCCAAAUACAACAAGGACCAAUUCACACCAGCCAGCAUUGAUGGAGUAGAAAGACCAGCUUUAGUCACACAAUUCAAUGAUUUACCGAAUGGACGCUUUCUAGACCCUGAUUCCAAGCAGACCUUCAAGUUUGACCACAUGAGGAAAGUGGUGACUGACGUAGAGCCUGCUACUAACAUUGAUACCACUUCAGAACCAUGGAGGAUAGCAUUGUCUCAUUCUCUAGCAGGUUACAUCAAGGAUCAUUUUCCUAAUGGAAACAGUGCAGCGUAUGGCAGGAGUAAAGAUAAGAAGGUCAUCCUUGUGGCAUGUAUUGAACAUCACUUGUUUCAGCCAGCCAACUUCUGGAAUGGUCGCUGGCGAUCUCAGUGGUCAGUGACCUUUGACCCAUCAUGUGGGUCAGUCGAGGCAGGUGGACUCAUCAAGGUUCAAGUACACUACUAUGAAGAUGGAAAUGUCCAGCUAGUCAGUCAUAAGGAAGUCAAGUUCCCCCUUGAAAUCUCAACGCCAGAGAACACAGCAGCAGCAUUUGUGAAAGCAAUCUCACAUGCAGAGGAAGUUUACCAAUCAACCCUGACUGAGGACUAUGCUACAAUGUCCGAUACAACAUUUAAGGCACUCCGAAGGGCACUGCCGAUCACCAAAACCAAGGUCGACUGGAAACAAAUUAGUCAAUACGACAUUGGCAAAAAGCUCAACCAGUCCCAGUAAUAAGAACUUUUUAGCCCCCAUUUUGGCAUUGUCAUGCCUUAAAGAAUCGCAAUUCACACCUCUAUUUCCUCCCUUGGAUAAUUUUUUUUUUACAGCAAGUUAUCAUUUAUCUGUAUGUAUAUCUAAAUAUAUAUAGUGCACCAUUGGAUCUUGUCCUUGCCGCAUUUCGUCACCAUAUGUAUUUUUUGUGAUGUGACGAAAUAUGGGAACCUCUAAACAUUCUCUUUUGUAUGGUUUUAGUUACAUUUUGUGAAAUAUAAAGCAUAUUUGAUCCUUAAGACUCUCAUGUAUGCAAAGUUAACUCCCUGUUUUCCAAGAGCACCUCUUUUUAAAGAUAUCUGUUCGCUGAUUGAUUUGUGGAAGACUUUGCAGACAUAAAUCCAAAUGUGUAUAUCAUCAGGAGAUAAACGUCAUUAGUUUUUUGUAGAAUCAAUUGCUAAGAUGUAAAUGUGAUUGGUAAAACACACUGUUAUCUUGAAUGUUGCCUCUUUUCUAAUACACCCUACAAAACACGUGAUGUAGUUCUACGAUCAGUAUCCAGAUACUGGCCUUAAAAUUUAUCAUAAUUUCAGAACUCUUCUGUAUCUUCAUUUCUUGAUAGGUAACAUUGCAGCUACAUGCAGUUCCAUCUUGUUGUUUUGAUGGAUAUCUUUCUCUUGAAGCCAAUGAUAUACCUUUAGGCAACUAGGGAAAUAAAAUUUAAAGUACUUAUUGUUUCCAUAGAGUGAUUAUAUUAUAUAGCUAGCUUGAUUUUUUUUUUUCAUCAUUUAUCUACUCAAAGAUAGGCCCAUAAUGGGCCUUAUAUUUGUUCAUGUAGUUAUGGAGAGUUAAUUUAUAUAGUCUUUAUUACCAUGUUCUCUUUCGCUUUAAAUCUUGUUGUGUAGGUACAUAUAAUUCACUGCUUUAUCAAGUUUUAGUAACCUGAUUAUUUUGUACUCCUACGAUGAAAAUUAGGAAUUUUCCCAUUAUGUGUGUCUCUCUUUUGUAUAUUGAAAUUAACUGUAAGGACUAAGAACAUCCAAAAGAAAUUUUGAGGUGUGAUCAUGUGUUGCAAUUUUUGUAUGUAAAUGUAUAUAAGCUGAGGGAGGUUUUAAUUGUUCAGUAGGAGGCAGUGAGAAGCAAGUGAUCUGUAUUAAUAUAGUUUAUUCUUUAACCAAGUGUGGAAGAAAGUAUCAUCACUAAUGUGCACUGCACAAUGUGUUAUCAACAACAUAGGUAUAAUUUUAUCAUUCUUUCCUCGAAGUGUAUGAAUUGUGUAUAGAUUAUUUAGAUGGAAUUUGAGGUUAAAUAUCUCUGAUGACAAUUGACCUCUAAUAUUCCUUUUAAUAAAGAUUGCCUUGCAAACAAAUAUUAAAGUGAUCAUUUCAAAUUAGGCUUUUAGUGUAAAAAUACCAUGAAGUAUCAUAUCUACAGGAACAAUAUUAAAAUCUUGGAGAUGUAAACCAAAGUUUGAAAAUAAUUAGGGGUUGGUUUCAAUGACUAUGUGUAUACAGCGAAUCUGUGCCCCACAACACAAACUCUAGAUGAACACAGCAUGACCAACAUACAGUGUGUACAAGGUAUAUACUGAAUGUACAGUGCAGCUAAUAAUAUUGUGUAUAUAGGAGACACACACAGCAGAAGGCAGUCAACACAGCCAACAGACUUUUUGAAUUGGAGAAAACUGGUCAUAAGCUGAACCUGUCUAAUAGACGGUUCUCAAAAUCAAGCUAAUGAAUUGCUACUUAUACCUAAAUUAAGAGUUUUCAUCCUAUAUUUUGGUCUGUUUCAGGGUUUUUGAGGACAAAUACAGGCACUCAUACAUAUAUUUCAUCUUGGUAUGAGAUUGUUUUAAAUCAGCUGCUCACAAAGUGAAACAGUCCCUUUAAUGCACGUCAUUCAUGUUUGAUGCUUUCUCAUAGAAUGUUUUCCCCUUCAAAUGUGAAACAAAAUAACAAAUAUCCAAUGUCAGUUCACUAACUGUAGUGUAGAUAUUUAACUAUCGAUAUUGAAAUCCACAGUUCCACUGAUAAACUGAAUACAUGCAUAUGAAUUCACUUGGCCCAUAGUAUAUUCAUGUACAACUUAUGGAAGUUAGACUGAAGUGCUCUUGUGUUAUUGUGAUUGUGUACAUGUAUGUUAAAACUAUUCUUCUUUCUGGCACAUCACAUGAUAUAGGAUUGAAUGAGAUGCUCUUGCAAUAUAUAAUAUAUUUUCUUGGUCAGAUUGGAUAAAGAUAUAGUUUGUUACAAUUUAUUAAAUUCUUGUUACUGAUAUAGGAUAGCAAUCAUCCAUAUUAGUUUUACAGCCUACAGGACCAGAAUGGCAUGUGUUCUCACUUCUCAGUUCAUAUUUGUCUAAAGUUGUGGUUUGACUAUGGAUGAUAAAAUGUGACACACAAUUCUAACAGCACACUUGAUAAUCAAAUAUGACUGUCUGGAGAUAAUUUGAACUUUGAAAAGAACAUUAUAAACCGAGUAGAAACGUACAAUGUAAACAAAAUGUUGACAUUUUCUGCUUUCCAUGAUUUCUGCACAGACUUGGUCCAUGGCCUAAGUAAAACCAGAAUAUAGAAUACAGGCCACUUUAUUUUUAUUUGGAUAUUAAAGCAUUUCUAGUUAAUAAUUCAUCAAGCAACAACUUUUUAUGGAUUUUUAUCCAACCCUUGGUAUAACUACCAGUUUGUUACACAAGAUCACAAUGUGCACAAUUAUACCAGCUUGUAUGAAAGAGAAGGAAUAUGCAUUGUAUGUAAAUGUAGUUCUUGUGUUCUGUAGAUUUCCAAAAGUAAUGUGUGGUGACUGUCUGCAAGAUAAAUUCAGAUAUGAAUACAUGUAUGUGCUAAUAGCUUUUAUAUAUUACAGCAUGUGUAAAGGAGAGAGAGAGAGCGAAGUUUUGGUUUUUGAUAAAUGCUUCCAAAUCAUUUCAUGUGGUUGUACAAAAGAAAAAAAAAGAAGGAAAAGGUAAAUAUCAGUCAUUACAAUUGGGAGUCCAGUAGCAUUCAAUAAUUAUUUUAUAAUUUCAUUGUUUUAUUUCGCUACAGAUUAUUUUGGGGAAUAUAUAUUGUGAAUACAGCAGUUAACAAAAACAUUAGUAAAACCCUUAACUAGAGAGUUGGAGCCAAAGUUUUUUUUUUCAUGUACAUUUAGUUCAAUAAUGCUAAUAUGAAUCAAACUGUUAAUGAGUUUCAAUUAAAGACUUUGACUACCACACACAA